UCUGUCAGGUGGAGGUGGUUGAGGGGGUGGAGUCUUUGGAGCUGCCCUUCAAAACCUCAGGAAACCUGCCUGAAGAUGCUGUAGUGGUGUGGAGGGACAGUGAAGACAGGAAGGUCCAUGUAUAUGAGAACGGCUCUGGCCAGCCUGAAGAACAGCACCACGAUUACAAGGACCGAACAAAGAUGGAUGAAGACCUGCUGGGAACUGGAGACCUCAGUCUGACCCUGAAACAGCCCACAGAGAGAGACAGUGGAGAGUAUAAUUGUAUAGUCAACAGCAGCAGUAUCAUCCAAUACAAAAUAAUCCGGCUGAAAGUCAAAGGGAGAGUUCAGGUCCAGGAUCAAACAGGGGACAUCAGGAACAGAAGCAGCUCCAUUGAUCCGACUCCUCUGAUGGCUGAUCAAUCAGUUUGAUCUGUGUGUUCUUUGAUUAUUGAUCAGUGAUGUCAGAGUGGAGUCAGUGUGAUGUUGUUGUUGUGUGUUUGAGACCUUUAGUGUCCAUGAAGGUCUCUGCUGCCAUAGAUCCUCUGAACUGUGACAGAGGUCUCACUCUGGAGGAAACUCUCAGCACUUUCCAGCAGCUCCUCCAUCAUGGAGGACGUUCCCUCACUGUAACAGGUGGAGGAGAGAGGAGAGGAAGCACAGGUGGAUCCUCUGAGGAAGAGGAGCAUUCCUACAAACCACAUGAUCACAUGACCAGAAUGGCAUAACUACAAAGUCAGAUUAAUGGGUUUGCAGGUGUCCUUAAAGUCAGAGUUCUCAGAUACAGAAAACUGUCACUCUUUUUUAUGUCACCAUGGGUGCAGAAUGAAACAGAAUUUUUAUGUCAUUUUUUUUGUUUUGUUUAUAUGUUUGAAGUAAAGCAAUAAAUCAAUAACACAUCAUUGUAGUAUUAAAGGAUCUCUCCAUGUGUUUCUCUUUAAACGUCAGUCUCACACAAAGCAGACCAGUGAUUUUACUUUACCUCCGUGUGACGUGUUGUUUGUAUGUCUUUUGACUUCAUACUGGUCAUACUGGGUCUUGUGCCAUUUUUGAGUUUUGGUUUUGUAUUUAUUCAUUUCUGCUUUUGUUUAGUUUUAUAAUGUUAUUUUGUAAUGUUGUUCUUUGUUUCUAUUAUGUUGAGUUCAUUAGUUUGAAUGGAGAUUUGGUGAUUCCCCACUGCAACAACUGGUAGAUUUAAGUGACAUCAGCCUUCGUCAAUGGAUAAUGGCUCUCUUACUGCAAAUAUGUUUCAGUGUUAAUAGUAUAAGUUAAAUAUCUGAAUGGGAUGCAGACCUGAUGUGGCCUGCAUCUGUCAUCUUCAACUCUUCUGGAUCCUGCUGUGCAGGUGGAAUCUGGUACAGACCCGGUUUGCUGAUCAGUUCUGGGUUUGGUGUGUCUGCUAUCUGGGUAGAUCCACUCAGACCGAUAUAGAUGAAAUAUAAAUAAAAAAACAAACAAUGUGAGGAUCAGGCUUUGCAUUUUAGACACUGUACCUUUUAGACAGCUGUUCAAAAACAAACACAGUUAAAGGUUUCAAAGUUAUUCAUGCCAGAGAUCAGAGUAAUACUCAGCUGGCUGUUCCUGUGUGUGAGUGUAUUUGUAUUUAUUCUGUUUUGUUUGUCCUAGUUUAUUUCCUCGCAUCCAUCUUUCCCCCUUGCUUGCUUCCUCUCCUCGGGCUUGUGUGUGCCUUCAUAGUAAACAUCUAGAUGUCUGCACUGUGCCACGCUGGUUUGCAGAAAAUAAUGAAAAUAAAAGAAGCAAACAACUGCACUUACUGUGAAUUUCAUCCAGUUAUCUGAUACAAAUUAUAAACUGUGAAUCUGCAACAAAU
Messenger RNA from Pelmatolapia mariae (spotted tilapia), 1812 nucleotides. Its product is annotated as butyrophilin-like protein 10. The annotation marks the transcript as partial. The transcript is spliced from 2 exons. Gene Ontology annotation, cellular component: external side of plasma membrane. NCBI's taxonomy places the organism in Eukaryota, Metazoa, Chordata, Actinopteri, Cichliformes, Cichlidae. The record is from RefSeq and is a predicted model, not a curated record. Gene Ontology annotation, biological process: immune response; cell surface receptor signaling pathway; T cell costimulation.